AUGGGUUAUGUACCAGCUCAACAAGGAUGGAUCGCUUUUGCCAUACAUGACGAGAUGGGUCUGUAUCCUUGCUGCGAACUUGUUGAUAUAAUGGUUAUUGAACCUGGUCGAUCGUCCCCGGCUGGCAAGAUUCUCGUCAAGGAAGCACCGGAGAUGCUGGCGAUUGCACACUGGACCGGGCAGAUCCCGCGGCGGCCUCCCCUACCGGACGGCGUCAGCGUUUCGCAGCUGAUAGCGCUCGGCUCGCGGCGGAAACGUUCCAAAGUGUACUGGAUGAUUGCCAAGAGUGAGGAUGAAGUCAAUGACUGGAUUUCAGCUAUCACAAAAACGCUUCCCCCACCACCACAAAUCGAGUUGGUAGUCGACAAGCCACAGAUUAUGGGUGUUCUGAGAAGGCCCAUCGUCCGAAUACGACCGGCAACCAGCUCGGAAGUUUCGGCCCGGCGGAAAAAUCGAUCCAGCAUCGAGAACAACACCACCAAGGUGCGCAGCGAGGCGGCCGUUGCCAUCAUCAAGAAGAGCACCCAGGACAACGCGGAACCGAAGGGAUCGCUGGCCUGUGCUCUGCCCUGGGGUCACGGCUGGGGGUGGGCUACCCUGCCGAAUGGCAUCUGGAGCGGAGCACUAACCUGGUCCCAGUGCGAAGACUCGAUCACCCUGCACGCCCUGCCGACGACGCAUUGCACCAACAUGAUCGAUGCCCCAUGCAGCGGCGGCAUUUAUCACACCGACAUCAGUCCGUUCGAUUUUCACGGCAUCGAGGACGUCGGAGCGGAAGAUUUCGACUACGCGAUGGAUUGUGGCGACUUUAUCUUUUAAGGACAUCUCUCCGCACAUAUUCAGACGACUUUGUCACAUACUCACACAACAUGACAUGUUCUGGAGAGGGAUCGAAUUGGAAAAAAAUAUGAGCAAGACCAACAUAUCUUUACACUCGCCACUCGACAAAGAAAAAUGAAGAAAAGUCACAAAAUGAGCAAUUGGUCGCCAAACAUAGGUUGACGUUUUUUUUCCUAACGGAAUUGAAACGAUUUUUCAUAAGAACUAGACUUCUCCAAUAAACCACUCCAAACUGCACUCUUAUCGAAGUUUAUCGGAAUCGGUCCCAAAAAAGACACAUCUACACAUACACCUAUCCUAUCACAAAGUAGAACCACACUCGAAAGCGAGAGAGAUAGAGAGACAGAAAAGAGGCAAACAGACACAAACACACUCACAACACGGAUAAAGGAACAAAAUUCCAUCAGCCAGACCUUUUUCCAAGCUUUUCGGGAGGAAAAUGAUAACAACGUUAAAAAGAAGGCGACCGAAGAGUAGAACCGGAAGAAAACUUUCUUCAGCCGGGAUCGAAAGUGGAAAACUUUCCUGCCUGGCAGCCGCAGCCGAAAAAAGAAAAUCCUACUAUAGAAAGCUCCAAACAUCAAUCGAGAUCCACCGAUAAUCGUAGCGUAGACCAUAACGAGGACAAACGUUUCCCCAUCCAAAUUUGCACGCUUAACCGAAUUCAACGUAAGAGAGCAGUAUUUGUAAUCCGUGCGACAAGCUGAUGUCUUGAAAGUGCAUCGUUUGGGAAAACUCAAAUCAAGCGCUGAAGAAUUUUAAACAACGUAUAGCGCACAUUAAGUAGUAAAUAUAAAGUUGGAUAAAUGUUUUAUAUACCAAUAAUACUCAUGAUAAAAGGUUAAAACCAACUGGAUGUAGGUGUUAAACUAGUCACCAAAAAAUAAAAAAAAACUUCGUGUCAUUUGUAGCAAGCAGCAAAUAAAUAAAUGAAUCGUGGAAAAAAACAUAACUAUUUACAGAGCGAUAAAAACACACUCACACAGACACAAAACACAUACUCACAAAAGCGUACACUUCAAGUGAACAAUUGAUAGGAACGGUAUUAAGCCCGAAACUAUGAAUAUAGCGUUUUAAACUAACAAUUUAUGCCUUCCCGAAAAUAAAAAGUGAAAAGAGAAUUAUAAAGAUGUUUUUACCAAAAAAAUAAAAACCGGAAACCAAAACGAAACAAAAAUCGGCCCAAGUAGGCCACGAAGGUUGAUUAAGAUUUGAACAUUUUUUGAUACAUCAAAAUUAGAGUUUAAUACACGGCUAGAAAGACGAAUCCAAUUCGUCGACUCUUAUUUACCCACGAAACGUUCACCAAAACCAAGUUAGAGCCUUUUCAUAUUGAUUCGUUCAUCAAACCUCUGAAACGAACCAAAUAAAUUUUUCAAAUCACUUAUUUAGAGCACACAAUUUAUUGAAGUAUGGAGCAAUUUUAUAAAGCGUCUAAGCGCCAACACGUUCGUUGGCGGAAGUCGAUCAACCCUAAGCACCCUAAAAAGGAAAUAUUUUAAUUUAUUCGAAAAAAAAACAGUAAAAUUUAAAAAGUGGAAAUAGUCCAAAACCAAAAAAAAAAGAAAUUGGGGUAAAGCUUGAUUCUACAUUAACACUUAACAAAUGGAAAACAAAUGGAAGAACAAUACAAAAUUGCGUGACAGCACCGUGAAUUUGAGAGGAGUCGCGUUACGUGAACCAAAACGACUCUAUUCACCAGGUAAAAACUUCAAUAUUUAUAACACUAGGUCGUAGAUUUAAACAAUAAACGAAACAAAACAUAGAGACUGUACCUACCGAGCAAAAACAAAUAAGAUCAGUUUUAAAAAUAAAACGAUUUAUUGAUUAGUAUCAUUAGGUAAUUCUUCACCCGCAUAAGACAUAAUCUUCAGUACUCCUCCGAACUUUUGUUACUCUUUUAACGAUAAUUGCUCUUGUAACAGAAAUAUUUGAAUAACAAUUGGAAUAAACAACUUAGAAAAAGACGAGGAUACAAACGCGUUUAAAACGUAUUCACUGAAAAAGCGAGACAUAUGUAUGUUUUACAAACAAAAACAAAAACUAGCAAAACGUAACACGUAACUGGUCAAAAUAACAUCCGUCAAACUCCAUCACGACUCAAAGACCGCGAGCGUUUAACACACGAAAGUAGUAAAUCAAUAAUCAUCCCUAGGAUUAUGUGACCUUUAUAAAUAUAUAUAGAAACAAUACUUCUAUGAAACUACGGGUAGGGCCUAGCAAUCGAUAGUAAAUUGUAUAAGCAAAAAAAAACAUCAUCCACACUACUGUAUAGAUCAGACAAACAGAAAAACUACCCAAUCGAUCAGCAAAACUGUGUCAGCGAAAACCCGUCAAACUCAAACUGUGGCGGCCAUUUUGAAAACGUCAAAGUGAUCUCCACUUGUUUGGUUUGUUUGAAACAGUUGAAAGAAGACAACAACAAAAUCCCAAGCUUGAAACAAUAGGUACUGAAUGUGUAACACAACAAUUUACAUCCCAAUUCGGUGGCCCCAUAUAUCGGUGUGUGCAAAUUUCCUGCGAUAAAACACAAACAAACAAAUAAAAAAAUUAAAAAAAAUAAAAAAUGGAACAAAAAUAAUCGAUGGAAAAACAACCAGGUGAUGUGAAGUUUAAACACAUUAUUGAAAAAUGUUUUUAAACCAAAUUUUAUUUUAAUGACUUUUCACAUAGUGAAUUUCUAUGUUUUAUUUUGAGUACAAUCAAACGAAAUCGCAGCUAGCCAUGCUCGAGAACGGACGUGUUUUAUUAUCAAUUUUUCGCGUUUUCCUCCGGUUUGGUUUUCUGCUAAUUGUAAACAAAAAUCGUGAAUAUAUUUUUUGUUUGUUUUGAGACCACUACUGUUUCGGUAGAAAUUUUAAGUUUCAAUUUGAUCUGAGUUCAACAAUCCUUUUGUGUUUUCGUGACAUUUCAAGCUGGUUAGAAUGGGCACCAGCUUGAUGACUCCACGAACAACUGCGUGUGGUAAUUCUUGGUAAGUAAGAUUUUUGUUUAAGUUAGAAGCCAUUUUUCGAGCGAGCGUCCCUCUAUAGUCUACACAGACAUUUUUAAACAACAAUAAGUUUACCAAAAGCACUCGAAUGCCAAAAACAGAUAGUAAAAUGUCCCAAAUUAAAUGAAACAUGAAACAAGCACUGAUCUUGAUAUUUUUCUCUAAAGAGAAUCAGCUUUAAUCCAUCUCAAAGUUUUGUUUUACUCAUGCUUGUAUCAAAUUAUUAGUUAUCAUACAAAUUUCUGAACUUCACAGCACCGAGUAAGAACUCACAAAUCUUUCGAGAGUAACAUUAAAAUAAUACAAAACUAAACAAUAAAACCCAUAACGAAACAAAAAUUAAAUCAGAAUCGUACAAUGUUUGUAUCAAUAUUUAUAACCAUAGCUGAUGUGAAGAUUCAAAACAUAAACACAAAAAAACCGUAACAUAAGCUAGAAUGAUCAAUCAAUCAAUCAGAGAUCGAAAUAUACAAUAGCGAUAAUUGUUUUAGAAGAUUUCAAUAACUGUUUAGCAAUUACAAAUGGAAGGAAUUCAUCCAUUGAAGAUGUAUAAAACAAUUGUGCACUUUUUCAUAGGCGAAAUCGCUGGUCGAUUUUAUUAGAGCAAAAUGUAUUGAAAGUAUACUAAAAGAAAAUUGAUUUGAAAAAACUUCGUUUACCAUGCGAUACAGCUUUCGAAAAUUGGAGAAUUCACAUUCGUCCACGUGGAAACAUUGUUGUGCGUCUCCAUGGUAACAAACAAAAACAUUUUUCAUAACUCCCAAGCUCCAAAAUGGAUUCUUUCGAUCACCUUGAAAAGUCAACCAUUCGCAAUCCGCUGCUUCUUCGAACAAAAAACUGCUGAGCGGCUAUUUGAGAGCAGCUACCCUACACUCCACAUCCAAAAAGAAAACACAACGGCUAGAAUUGUCAAUUAAUUGGACAAAUCCUUCGAUCCAACGAGUGUUUGUAAACUUUCCCCAAAUUUUAUGCCAAUCUCAACACAAUAACCGAAAAGGAAUAAACACAUUUCACAUGUUCUUCCUUGCAAAAAAAAAUGUCAGAGAAUCUUUUAACAGGAAAUAACAGAAGAAACAAACAAAUACCUUAAUGUGUUCAUUUAAUAAACAAUAUUAAACUAUAAUUUAAACAAAAUAAAUGACCCAGCCAAAAACCACACCGACCCAAAAGAGCACAGACAUACACGAGAGCAAAACAGUAGGCGGCGAUCGGACAGCAAGCCAUUGGCUACCGAGAAGUGGAAAAAAAAGGUGUAACCGUAACAACCAAAAAUCAGUCCCCGGUAAAGGAUAAAAAAAACCAAAACAACCCAAUUGGUGAAAAAUUCCCCCAACCCUUCCUCUUUUCCAGAGUAGCGAAAAGGCAGUUGAAUUAAGACAGUCGUGGUGCGUGCAGGCUUGGAAUCAAUGUCCAUAAUAAACAAACAAUUGACACAAGAAGCAUAUAUGUAUGUCGGAAGAGGAAAACUUAAAUAAAACAUCAAACAUCAGUAGAACAAUCAAGGCAAAAUAUUGAAGAUAAAAGAAAAACAAUGUGUUGAAGGAAUAAUAAAAUAUGGUCAUGGAGAAAUUGUG
This is a messenger RNA of Uranotaenia lowii, 5406 nucleotides long. RefSeq lists its product as uncharacterized. The record is from RefSeq and is a predicted model, not a curated record. Lineage: Eukaryota; Metazoa; Arthropoda; Insecta; Diptera; Culicidae. The transcript has 8 exons. Bases 1 to 819 code for a protein of 272 amino acids. Gene Ontology annotation, cellular component: membrane. Gene Ontology annotation, biological process: regulation of cell differentiation.